UACACCUUAUACUCCAGCUUCUACCUCUACUACUGUAGCUAGAAAUGAGACGGUUUUGCUGACAGACGAAAUUAAGAAAUAUGACACGGCCAAACUUAUAGAAUUUUUGCAAAAACAGGGCUUAAGUCUUAGCGAGACAGUUAUCAAAAUUUUAGAAGAAGAAGAAAUUAAUGGCUGUACCUUCUUCAAGAUAAUUAAAGAAGAGCUUGAGCGUUAUGAAAUGAAAUUGGGAUCUGCAACAGCUCUCGUAGACUUCGCUAAGGACUGUAAGGAUAAAAAAUUAAAAGCGUUCUCCUCGUACAAGACCAAGGUAAACUUGGAGAAAGUAUUGCAAGAAGAUUAUAAAAUCUCGAGUGGAAAUAUUACUCUUAUUCCACAGUUCAAACCAGUUAUCUGCCUGGUUGAUGAAAACUCUCCAGAAUUUAAGCUCUGCAUUGAUGAUAUUCUUCGCAGGAUAAGGAAUAUGAGACCAGUUGUAGAUAGUAACGAGGCUAUGCGUUGCGACGAGAUAAAUACUGGUCGUGUUGACUAUGCAAUCAAAAAAAUUCUAAAUGACUUGCUCGAAGAAAUAAUUUGCAUAACCGAGGGUAAACAGAAUCAAGCAACUAUGGAUGAAUAUAAAUAUGAGCAAGAAAAAAAAAGCACUGAGGGCAUCUAUAGUACUAGCAGGAUCGAAUAUCGAAUUUCACUUACAGAAAACGCUCUUCAAGACGAUAUAGAAUUACGUAAGAAUGUGAAGAGGAUUUUAGAGGUUAUAGUAGGUUUAUUAAAGGAUAGAGCACUAGGUAGUGAGGAACCCACAACUAAGAAGAGCUGUGUAGAAGAGAUAAUCAAGAAAAAAUAA
Molecule: messenger RNA, 844 nt
Organism: Funneliformis caledonium
Lineage: Eukaryota; Fungi; Glomeromycota; Glomeromycetes; Glomerales; Glomeraceae
Source: the annotation of a GenBank genome assembly